Pelodiscus sinensis (Chinese soft-shelled turtle) is the source of this 1047-nucleotide messenger RNA. NCBI's taxonomy places the organism in Eukaryota, Metazoa, Chordata, Testudines, Trionychidae. The record is from RefSeq and is a predicted model, not a curated record.
ACUGUGUUCCUGGGAGCCCACAACAUAGACAAACUAAUAGACUUGAGACGACAAAAGAUCAAAGUAUCGAAAAUGUUCCCGCAUGAAAAAUACAGGAACAGAACCGUGAUUAAUGACAUCAUGCUGCUCAAGCUGGCUCGUCCUGCAAAGCUGAAUGAACAUGUGAAAACCAUCCCCAUGGCCGGUCCCUUUGAGAAUUUACCGCGUGGUACCAAUUGCAGUAUUGCUGGAUGGGGAUGCACCGUUCCAGGGGACAACUCCUCUGUGGAAGGCAAGGAUGCAGCACAGGGUGACUCCGGCAGCCCCCUCGUGUGUAAGGAUAAAGUUCAGGGGGUUGUCUCUAAGGGAUCUACAUCUGGGACCCUCCCCGGCACGUAUACGAGUGUCUCCUUCUACAACGACUGGAUCAAGGACACCAUGAGGAGAGCGUAGCUUUGAGCCUGCCAGGACCCACUGCCUAGACCAGCCCUGCGCCGCUUCAGUCCUUUGUAGAGGCCCAGAUGUAGGGCCUGCUUUGCAGUGGGGCUGAGUCCCCACACUCCCUCUUGAGUCUCCUAUCCCACCCUUCAAGAUAGAGUCCCCUCCCCCAGCUCCAAGGCAGGAGAGUUAGGAGCCAGGUUCAGGGCUGGCUGCUUCUUUGGUUGGGAACACCUGGGUCAUGUCAGUUAGAAGCCAAAGCUUGAGGUGGACCCAUUGGGUUAUUGCUCUCCCCAGGGUGGGCCCAUCGAGUGCCAGCUUGGGGGAGAUCCUCCCCAUAACGUCCACCUGCACGUUCCUGCUGGAUCUGACCCCGACCCUGACCUCUCACGGUUCGGUUCCUGUAUUUUUCAUGCGGGAACAUUUUCGAUACUUUGAUCUUUUGUCGUCUCAAGUCUAUUAGUUUGUCUAUGUUGUGGGCUCCCAGGAAAACAGUGAUCCCUCUGUAAAAGCAGGUGCAAUACACGGCCCGUUAGGGACAGUCAUGUACAGGAGGUAGGGGCACAGCAUCUGUGGGUGUCACUGGUAAAUGCUGCUUUGGGGGGCAGUGCGGGGGGCUGACUGCUUCAG